Messenger RNA from Aedes aegypti (yellow fever mosquito), 892 nucleotides. RefSeq lists its product as uncharacterized. Gene Ontology annotation, biological process: developmental process; regulation of transcription by RNA polymerase II. The record is from RefSeq and is a predicted model, not a curated record. Gene Ontology annotation, molecular function: RNA polymerase II transcription regulatory region sequence-specific DNA binding; DNA-binding transcription factor activity, RNA polymerase II-specific; protein dimerization activity. NCBI's taxonomy places the organism in Eukaryota, Metazoa, Arthropoda, Insecta, Diptera, Culicidae.
ACAAGUGUUCGCUUACUAGACGAAGCGUUAGAGUUAAGUGUGGCCUUGUUGGCCUGAUUGCGUGAUCAUGUGCGAUCAGUUCCGAUCGCGGUUCGCCACAGAAAGGAUGUGUUUUGAAGUUUGGAAAGUACGGUGACACUUUGACGCGAUGAGUGCUGUUAGAAGUCGAAGGACCGCAAAGAAUAGAGCCACCUGUAGUGCAGCUCGGGUGGAGAAAGUUAUGCAAAGUGUGUACGAGGAACUCUUUGGAGAUGCGGCGGAAUUGACGGCGGGGAUGGCGUGUGACACUGCAAGUGAUAUGGGAUUCGGCAGGGAUUCACAAAUGGAAGACACGGCAGACGGUGGAUAUCAUCAACGAUCACAGGCUAAUGCAAGGGAGCGCUUCCGGACGCAUAGUGUCAACUCAGCGUUCAACAAUCUACGACUGUUGAUUCCCACAGAACCUAAGAAUCGCAAGCUUUCCAAGAUCGAAACACUCCGAUUGGCAAAAAGCUACAUCUCUCAUCUGAUAGCUGUACUGAUAACAGGAAACACUCGACAACCAUGCCUGAUGGCUCAGCCAUCGCAGCUGGUCGGAAAUGGAUUUGGGGACGAACAGGGCGACGGCGAAGGCACAAGCGACAGUAGCCAGUGCAGUCGAGGAUCAGGCUCAACUCUGCUGCGACACGUGGAGUUUGGAUUGGAAAGCUUUGAUUCGAUAGGAUCUGGCAUCAGUUCCGAAGGAACGGGAAGGGCUGCCAUUUGUACGUUUUGUGUUUCAUUAAAGAAAAUAGUACCAGUGGAAUUUGUUUUGAACGGUCCGAAAUGUCAAACCGCCAUUUUGAAAGUCUCUUUUGAGAGCGAAGCUUCGAUGAUGAAGCAACGCCUUCUUGAUUGGAAUCUUUUUACCUAG